AUGUUGCUACUGAUCCUUUUCACAUUUCUCACAGCAUUGAUGGGAGGCUUGUAUCUUUUGGGGGUGUUCAGACAGCGAAGACCUGGGGAGCCCCCUCUGGACAAGGGUCUCUUCCCUUGGCUGGGCCACGUCUUGGAGUUCCGCAGAGACACGGUGAAAUUCCUGCAGAGGAUGCAGAGGAAGCACGGUGAUGUGUUUACUAUCCAGUUAGGUGGCUUCUAUGUCACCUUUCUGCAGGACCCCUUGUCCUUUGGUCCGUUUGUCAAGGAGAGUCGGGAGAAGCUGGACUUCAACAAGUUUGCCAAGCACCUGGUGCACAGGGUCUUUGGCUACUGGUCGCCCAACAGCGAGCAUCACAUCCUGCAGCAAUCCAGCAAUAAGCACCUGAAGGGGGAUGGCUUGGAGGUCCUCACGCAGUCCAUGACAUUUAAUCUGAAGAACCUAAUGCUGUACAACCUCGGCAAAGAGAAGCAGGCUUGGACAGAAGAUGGCCUCUUUAUGUACUGCUACAAUAUCGUGUUCAGGGCGGGCUACCUGUCCCUGUAUGGCAAUGUUUCAGCAAAGUGUGAAGAUGAUGAGGAAAAGGCCAAAGAGAAAGACAGGGUGGAAUCAGAGGCCUUGUUCUACAAGUUCCGUAAGUACGACCAGCUCUUCCCGAAUCUGGCUUACGGUGUCCUACCCCCCAAGAAGAGACUUGAACUGCGUGGUCUCAUGGAUUACUUCUGGAACGUCUUGUCGGUUAGCAAGGUGAAGACCAAAGACAACAUCAGCGGCUGGGUGUGGGACAUGCAGCAGGUGCGAGAGGAGAUGGGCAUGGAUGAGGCAAUGAUUGACAGGUACAUGUUUCUCCUGCUUUGGGCCUCGCAAGGCAACACCGGCCCGUCUUCUUUCUGGCUGCUCCUCUACCUCAUGAAGCACCCGGAUGCUAUGGCAGCCGUCAAGUGUGAAGUGGACCGAAUCGUGCGUGAGUCAGGCCAGGAGGUCAGGCGAGACGGGCCUUUGCUGGACUUGACGCGUGACAUGCUGCUCAAGACCACCGUGCUGGACAGCGCAGUGGAGGAGACCCUGAGACUUACCGCUGCGCCCCUCCUUACCAGGGCUGUGCUUCAGGACAUGACACUGAAGAUGGCUGAUGGCCAAGAGUUUUUCAUCCGCAAGGGGGACAGGAUGGCGGUCUUCCCAUACACUGGUGUGCAAAUGGACCCAGGCAUCCACCCUGAUCCCACAGUCUUCAAAUAUGACCGUUUCCUCAACCCGGAUGGAAGCAGGAAGACAGAGUUUUACAAAGAAGGCAAGAAGGUGAAGUACUACACCAUGCCCUGGGGCGCCGGGGUGUCUAUUUGUCCAGGUCGCUUCUUUGCCACAAACGAGCUUAAGCAGUUCAUAUUCCUCAUGCUGGUUUACUUUGAGUUUGAGCUGCUAGAUCCGGAAAUUGAGAUCCCCAGCAUCGACGUCCGGCGAUGGGGCUUUGGAACCAUGCAACCUGUCAGAGAGGUUCCAUUCAGAUACAGACUUAGAUAUUAA
Nerophis lumbriciformis (worm pipefish) is the source of this 1524-nucleotide messenger RNA. The record is from RefSeq and is a predicted model, not a curated record. Lineage: Eukaryota; Metazoa; Chordata; Actinopteri; Syngnathiformes; Syngnathidae.